UGUGAAGUGGAGAAGGUGGCGGUUUGCGGGCUUUUUUUUUGCGUUACGUCGAAGUUUUGUAAAAAGUUGUUCUCAAGCCAGUGACGGGUCCACCACUGCAAUGUCUGCGCAACACAGCUGCUCAUUAUUCGACAUAUUUUCAACCGGAUAAUCCAGAGUUUGCGUUUGGAUUACACUGCUCCUUCUGUGCUUUGUAGCUUCAAAACCGAUAAUACGGAUCUGUCAGGACCAGAUUCACUUUCUUUGAAGUGGAAGUGAUAUCUUGACUGGGUCGGUAUUUUGGGAGUAUUUUUGCUGCAGAAAAGACUGGAAGUGGAGGCUGAAGACGCACACGUGUUAUCCUACUUCCUCCGGUUGGGACGCUGUACUCUCUGGAUAAAAGUUGUGUUUUUCCUGUAAGAGGACUCAAGAGACGAAGAAGGGACAUGUCUCUAAGCAGAAGUAUUGAAUUUGAACACUUCGAGGAGCGAGAGAAACCUCACCGGACACCGAGGACCAACUCUGGCUCUGGGUCCCACUCUGGCAGCAGAGGCAACGGUCUGGUCCCUAGCCCUGCGCACAGUGCGCACUGUAGUUUUUACCGUACGCGCACUCUGCAGUCCCUCACCUCCGAGAAAAAAGCCAGAAAAGUGCGCUUUUACCGCAAUGGGGACAAAUAUUUUAAAGGUCUGGUGUAUGCAGUGUCCAACGACCGGUUCAGGUCUCUGGAUGCCCUGCUUAUGGAGCUGACACGAUCCCUGUCCGACAAUGUCAACCUUCCCCAGGGUGUCCGGGUGUUAUACACGCUGGAUGGAGCUAGGAAGAUCACCAGUCUGGAUGAGUUAGUAGAGGGUGAAAGUUAUGUGUGUGCCUCAAAUGAACCUUUCCGACGCGUGGACUACACCAAGAAUGUCCACCCUAACUGGGCAGUGGGCAGCAAGACCGGCACAUCCCGCUCCCUCUCCUCCCUCAUCCCACUGAAGAAUGAGCUGCAGCGUGAGUCCAAGGACUACAUCAAACCCAAACUCGUCACUGUCAUCCGCAGCGGCGUCAAACCUCGCAAGGCAGUCCGAAUACUUCUCAACAAGAAAACGGCGCACUCCUUCGAGCAGGUGCUCACUGACAUCACGGAUGCAAUCAAGUUGGACUCUGGAGCUGUGAGGAGACUGUAUACUUUGGAGGGCAAGCAGAUUACCUGCCUGCAGGACUUCUUUGGGAAUGAUGACGUCUUUAUAGCAUGUGGCCCAGAGAAGUACCGCUACGCCCAGGAUGACUUUGUGUUGGAUCAGAGCGGUAAGGCUUCCACAGCCUUUGUGACUGAAUGCAGAGUGUUGAAGUCGUCACAUAGCCGGUCUACCACUCCGAAUCGGACUGCUAAGAGCCCUUCAAGACGCAGCAAGUCCCCUGGUGCAGUAAGACACACAGUCCACUACACCACCAGCCAUUCUCCAAUCAGAUCCCCAGUUAAUGGUCAUAUGUCAGCUCCCAAGUCUACCAAGUCCUCAACCCCGUCUCCCACCAGCCCCAAAACCAUCCAAAGUUUUAAGAUCCCUCCUUCACAUCACAGCUCUUCACCAAAUGUAAACGGCUCGUUGAACAACCACCAGGAGCAAACAAAUCGACUAAGUCCAGAGGUAAAUGGCAACCUGCCUACCUCCACCAUUGCUGAAAAAUACAAGAUUGGCAAGGUCAUCGGGGAUGGGAACUUUGCUGUGGUCAAAGAGUGCGUGGAGAGGUCCACAGGAAAAGAAUUUGCGCUGAAAAUCAUCGACAAGGCCAAGUGCAGAGGAAAGGAGCACCUCAUAGAGAAUGAGGUCGCUGUGCUAAGGAGGGUCAAACAUCCCAACAUCAUAAUGCUGAUAGAGGAGGUGGACACUUCCUCUGAGCUCUACCUGGUGAUGGAGCUUGUCAAGGGAGGGGAUUUAUUCGACGCCAUCACCACCUCAGCAAGGUACACCGAGAGAGAUGCCACUAUCAUGGUGUACAAUCUGGCUGCAGCUCUGAAGUACCUGCACAGCAUGAACAUUGUCCACAGAGACAUUAAACCCGAGAACCUGCUGGUGUUCGAGUAUCCAGACGGCACCAAAUCACUGAAACUUGGAGACUUUGGUCUGGCUACAGUGGUGGAAGGGCCUUUGUAUACUGUGUGUGGCACUCCUACAUAUGUGGCUCCAGAAAUCAUCUCAGAAUCUGGGUAUGGUCUGAAGGUGGACGUCUGGGCUGCUGGUGUCAUCACCUACAUCCUCCUGUGUGGCUUCCCUCCAUUUAGAAGUGAGAGUAACCUGCAAGAAGAUCUAUUUGACCAGAUCCUUCUGGGACGGCUGGAGUUCCCCAGUCCCUACUGGGACAACAUCACUGACUCUGCUAAGGAGCUGAUUGGAAAGAUGCUGACAGUCAACGCUGAGGCCCGCUACACAGCACAGGACAUCCUCUCUCACCCUUGGGUCACGGAUGACGCUGUUAUUGACAACAACAUGAAGAUGGAUGUCACAGGUAAACUGAAGACACACUUUGACACUGCGCCAAAGCACAACAACACCACAGCUGGGGUGUCGGUCAUCAUGAACACAGCUCUAGAUAAGGAGACCCUCCAGCUCACCAACGGUCACCGUCAAGGACCCAAAAACAAGCCGUCAUCAGCCACCAAGAAAGUCCCCCCAGCCCCUUCAGCAAAGUCACCGACCAAACCAGCACCAUGCUCCAAAGAACCAAAACCUGCCAACAAGUCUGCUCCUCUAGACGCACCAGAGACUGUGAAGACAGCAGCGCCUCCAUCUGAUUCAGUUCAGCUCUCCCCUUCACCCUCUGCUGAGACUCCCCCCAUCACCUCCUUGUCUGUUUCCACUCCUCCUGAACUAAAAACAUCACCCUCCUCCACUCCAUACUUAUCACUUGGACCUCCUUCACCUUCAACUCCCACUACAACAGCCUCCAGUCCUCUUUCAUCAUCUCCUACUAAAGGAGCCCAAACCACCUCCUCUCCUAUAAAACCAGCUUCUCCCCCUAUAACGGAUGCAUCUCCUCUUGAUAACCAAGCCUCUCCUUCUCCCAGCUUCUCUCCCUUCAUGUCAGCUCCUAGCCCUCCCUCUUCUCCUCCAAAACAAGCUUCUCCCCCUCCCCCUCCCUCUCCUUCCAUGAAAGAAGCAUCUCCUUCUUUUGAUAACCAAGCCUCUCCUUCUCCUACCUUCUCUCCCUCCAAAUCAGCUCCUUCUCCAAAACAAGCUUCUCCCCCUCCCUCUCCUUCCAUCAAGGAAGAGGUAUCUCCUUCUCUUGACAACCAAGCCUCUCCUUCUCCUACCUUCUCUCCCUGCAAAUCAGCUCCUUCUCCUACAGAACAAGCAUCUUCUUCUCCCUCAAAAGCAUCUCCUCCCUCUUCUCCUUCAAAGUCAGCCUCUCCUCCUCCCCCCUCUCCUCCCAUGAAACAAGCAUCUCCUCCUCUCGACAUCCCAGUGUCUCCUUCUCCCACAAAAGCAUCUCCUCCCUCUUCUCCCACCAAACUAGAUUCUCUGUCUUCUUGUAAACCAGCUCCUCUCUCUCCCUCUUCUCUGAACCAGCCAGCUUCUCCUCCUCCAAAUCAAUCUUAUCUUCCUCCUCCAUCUCCCAUCAAAUCAACCUCUCCGUCUCCCCCACUUUCUCCCACCAAAUCGCCCUCCCCCACUCCCCCACUUUCUCCCUCAAAGUCAGCCUCUCCUCCAACUUCUCCAACCAAGCAAGCCCUAUCCUCUCCUAUCAAAGAGGAGACAUCCCCAUCCUCCUCUCCCACAAAACCAACCUCCCCCUCCCCGAUGUCUCCCUUCCAACCUCUUGUUUUCUUCCCCCUCUCCUCCCCAGUCAAACAGGAACCUUCCUCACCUUCCUCUAUCCAUCCAAUGCUGUUUCCUUCACCUCCGUCUACUCCUCCCAGAUCCACUACUCCUCCGUCUCCCAGUCAUCUCCCUGAUGAGGAGCUGAUGGAGCCGUUUUAGUUGUUUCUCUCACAAGUCAUCCCUCCCGGCUCUUCCCUUAACACGAGUAUCACAACACAGAAGAAGAGGAGGAUCCAUCUCCACCUGUUGCUGUAAACUGAGCCAGAGACGCUGCGUCCAUGUUUUCUCUCAUUCUCAUUCAACUGGUUUUCAGAGACGGAGGAUUCAAGAUAUUUUCUAAGAGUAUGUGGACUGUAUAUAUGUUUGUAUUUAUUAAUGGAGGAUGUGAGGAAAGGGAAUGAACUGAAAAUAUCAUAAUUAUGUCAUGUUAAUGUGAAUAAUUUCUUUAAUUUAUUAUCCCACUCUGCCUGUGGCUGUGAUUAGUUCAUCACUCAUCAUUGUGAACUCUUCCUGCUUUACUGCUGACAGUAAGUCCAUAAUACAAGUACUUCCUGCUGACCUAGUGACCUGCAGUGUUAACUAACUCUAACUACUACUAGUAUUUCUCUGACAACAGCCAAUCAUCAUGCAAAUGAACUAUUAAACUUAGCAUUCAUUUAAGGUGUUGGCAUGUAAACGGACAGUGGGUUGACAAAAUCAACCAAAGAAGGGAUUUAUGGCACAACUUUACUGACUUUAAGGUGCAUGGAGGAUGAAAAACACUUGUUGAGUUAACAACUUGUGACCUGUGACCUUCAUACAGUCACAUGACCCUGUUGACUAAAUUAACAUCUACUGUACUGUGGGCUUAUAACUAGUAAGUUAAUGCAGCUUUACCUUUAAAUUUUAUUUGGGCAUUGAAAUCUUUGCGUUAUUACACAAUGCAUGUAAUUAUGUAUGAUUUAUUACAUUCAAAGGUUUAAUAAUCAGACACAAACAGCUUUCUAGCCUGUGACCCCCAAACUAACAGUGCCAGAGACCGGGCAGGGACCCCAGAGUUCCAGUAGUGUUGGUUAGAGCACAUGAAGUUGUGUACAGCCAUGCAGAUUCAUGGAUAGUUGUUUGCAAACUAGCCUAUAAUUUAAGUAUUUUUGAAGGAUUACCUUUGUUUCAGAAUAAAUCUCAGCUAAUGACUAUUAUUUUAAAUUAUACCAAUAUUAUAUGGGGGGAGUGGGGUAAAAGGGGCCUAUCUUUUUAGGCUCUCUGAAAAUAAAGUGGUGUCUUACCUGAACUUGCCUGGCCAGGGGUAAACUGAGCCACUGAAGAAAAUAUGUCAGGGUAAAUUGUGCCGGUGGGUAAAGUUGAAGUAAAACAGAAAAUCCCCCCUCCAUGUAAUGCCAAAAUAAGACAAACUCAGAACCAAAUUACUCUUUUAAAAGUUUAUUUAAAGAUAAAAUGUACAACUUUAAAGAUCAGUUUACCUCAGUAGGACCCACAAAUGUCAAAUUUGGAACACAAUCAUGUUCCAAAUGAACACAUUUUUAAAACCUGGGCUACUAUUCAACAUAAAGGGUACAACUAUAAAAGCCAGUUGUCUUCAUUAAGUCCUUUUGGGGAAAAACAUCCUGUUUAAAUGCAACAAAACUUGCUGUCAUUUUCACAAAACAAAACUACUGCUUAACGUCAAUAAAAAUAAAGUUAACAACUCCAAAAUCAAGUUUUAACAGAAUAAAAUUGACUGCAAUUCUGCAGAACUGGGUUUAUAUAGAAUGCCUUACUUGUCAGUGCUGCACACAGGCGCAUUUGCAAAAAUCAAGGCAAACUCAAGACAGAAAAAAAGAGUCUAAAUCCACCGCAAUUCUCCCCACACAACAAAGAAAAUAUUCAACAAUGCAGGGGAGUAGAGGUGGUUGAGCCAGUUGCUCAAUUUUACCCUGGCCUUUUAGCUCAGUUAACCCCCCCCCCCCCCACCAUUUCAACUAAAGUAUGUCAUCCAGAAGUUUAGAGCUGACUAAUGCUAACAGUUUAACCUCAUAUUGUAGCUUACUACACAAUAAUUCUCAAUAAGUGUUCGGACACAACAUUCAUAAAAACAUACACAUGAAAAAUAGACUUUAACCAGCUAAAAGCAGUUUUGUUACCUAAAAUGUUCUUAGAUCUAAUUCCAUGUGCUCCUAUUUAAAAAUGUUUGGUCACAUGAUCAAUUUGGUUUAUGGUUUUCUAGAAUCAAAGGGUGGCUCAACUAACCAACAGACUCUUCUUUCCCCACUUUCCCUGCAGAUAUUUACAAUAUUAGGUCAAAUAAACUAUUUUAAAUCAUUUAAAAAUUGUUUUUCCUUUUUGACCCCCCAGGGUAUUCUGGCCACGUUAACUAUAGUAAACUAUAAACGAACUAAAUAACUACAAAUAGAAUGUAAAAAAUAAUUUUUGUUAACUGAAUUGAAAUAAAAACUAAGCUUUACAAAAACUAACUAAAACUGUAUCGUGUGCUUAAAAAAUAAAAUAAAAUGAGAGACAAAUUCUUAUUAGUUUUAGCCUCUGGGAGCAGCAGACUGGCAUGGAUAUCCAAAUGUGGGGAGGAUAAAAUAGCCUGAUUUGACUGAAAAAGAUGUCAUACAAUUUUAAUUUUAGGUCUGAAGUUGUAUUCAAGAAGAAUAACCUAAUCUUAUGUAUUAAGAAUUAGAUGAUGUUUAUUUUUUCAGGCUCCUUUGGGUCUCACCCCUGACAAGUUUCCCUUAUUACUGAAAAACUAAUUAAAAACCAAAGUAAAUCAAAGCAAAGUUUAAUAAAAAAAAACACUUAACAAAAAAACAAACCAGCAGUAAAGACUAACUGAAACUUAGAAGUGAUAAAAAUCUUAAUAUAAAAACAUAAUGAAGAAUCUAACACUAUUCUAACCUUGGUUCUAGCCCACUUCAGGAACCACUGCUCUAGGGAGUCCCUCUUACAAACAGACACGUCUCACUUUAUUAUGGCCAAAGAUAAAAAUUGAUCACUUUAAUGCUUUGAGAGGCCUGAAGACAUAAACGGUUAAUGGACUUGAGCUUUUCAAGCACUUUUCUAGUCUCUGACUACUCUGAAGUGCUUUUUACACUGAAGGUCACACUUAACCAUUCACACGGUCAUGGUGGAGGAGGCUACAGCAUGUGAAGAGCCAUCAGCUUUAACUAUUGACCCUCCCAUUUGAACCAGUCAGACCACACUGAUGCAGCAGGUCUAGUGUCAAGUCCAGAGACACUUCAAAUCUGACCACAGGAGCCGUGAUUGACCUUUUUAGCUGCCCCGAGAAAACUGUUCUGAGAAAAUAUGACCACUCCUGGGGGUCUUGACUUUUAGAAGAUGGGAUGGUUAACUGCACCAUUCUUAUUUAGUGAUGCCAAAAGCUUUGAAAACCACUAUAAUAAUACAGUAUAGAUGAAUGGAAUUGGGAUUAUGGCACCUACUACUGUGUGAUGAUUUAUGUUUUUCCAAUUAUUUGAUCAUGUAAAGGAUCCUAAGGAAUUUGUGCAGUCUACAUAAUCUCAGACACAAUGACACUGUUGCUGGGAAGAAGUGCUCUAAAUAAUUUGGAUGUUCUUCCUCUAUUAAUGCCCUAAAAACCAGGGUGUGCAGACACUGACAGAACAUGACUUCUGAGUGUUUCUGCCAUGGUAGAUUGUGCUCCCACUGACCCAAACAUGCCGACACCUCCAUCCUCUCAUCGUCUGUAUGUCUUGUUUGAUGUGAACUCUGCUGAUGUACAUAGUGUGAAGAACCUUAGCUGUCCACCUAAAACUUGAAGGUUUGUUUUUGCCUCUGUGUGUCUGAGCAGUCAGAGCUGCUGUAAGUAAAAAUAGAGAUCCAACAGACAUGAAACCAAACAGCAGUAGGUUUCUGUCAUUUAAAACUUCUUUAUGCUACUGCUUAGAAAGGACAAUGUAACCCCACUGGUGACCCCUGCAGUAUCCGUGAUUUGCAUGAAUUUAAUCGACACUGUUCCCUUAAAUAAGUCAGAAAUGUUUUUUGAUCUGUUGGAUUUUUAGGAAUGAAUGUGUUCAGGGUGGAAGUUUUGUGCCUGAUCACUAGCUAACAGCUUAAAGAUGCCUUUAUCCAAACUAACUUGGCCGAACAUGAAUUUUGUUCGAUAUUGUGCAUCCCUAAAUAAGUGAUGUAGUUUUUGUUAUUCUAACCCCAUCAUCAUUGACCCCAGGCUGGUGUUAGUGGGGCUAAUCCCUUCAGUUGCUGCCUCUUUAACCUCAUCAGGGCUUUGUAGCAGCAUGACGCUCCUUUUUCCUCCUCCUCCUUUAAGGUAAAACCCUCAAAAACACAAAGUCAAGUUGGUACAUAAGUCCUUUAGCUUCUUCUGAUGUACAUGUAGGUGAAGAAUUUAAGAUUUUCUUAAGCAGUUUGUAAAGGGAAAUUUGUAUGAAAAGACCGUUUUGAAGAGGUAUUUUGUCUGUGUCGAGCUGGAGUUCCUUAGGCAUAGAGCGGCUGCUUCCAUGUUCUACUGUUUUAAAACAGCAGUACUGCAAACAAUAAAA
Molecule: messenger RNA, 8284 nt
Organism: Cheilinus undulatus (humphead wrasse)
Lineage: Eukaryota; Metazoa; Chordata; Actinopteri; Labriformes; Labridae
Gene: dclk2a
Product: doublecortin-like kinase 2a
Exons: 17
Coding region: 426-3944 (1172 amino acids)
Biological process (GO): protein phosphorylation; intracellular signal transduction
Cellular component (GO): microtubule cytoskeleton
Molecular function (GO): protein kinase activity; ATP binding
Source: RefSeq, a predicted model, not a curated record